UGGUUAUUAAGUCCUCCCCUUCCCUCCCCCCCAUUUCAUUUACUGUCCUUUCAAGUCUGGCAGGAGACACAUCAUUGUUCUGCCAUGCUCACAUUCCGAUCACAUAAUCUGAACUGUCAACAUGGUUAGAUCAGUCUGGGGAUGAGGUCCUGAUGAACUCCAACUCCCAGCAGGCCCCCAGAAGCCUCCAGGUUUCCAUGGCAGCGCGGCCCGGACAGGCGCCAAAUCCCCAGGAUUGAGAGCAGAGAGAGAGAGAGACUGGGCUCGCCCUGUAUCGCUGCAGAGAAAUCGCCCAGAAUUGGGUUCGUCCAGCCCGGCUCCAGAGAGAGAGCGAGCGUAGGCCUCAGAGGCAGGCAGCCGGUGCGAUGCGCGGUGAUAGGCGGCAAAAUGAUCCAGAGAUACAGCCGGAGGCUGCUGUCCACGCCGCCGGAGAUACAAAACCUAUUGCAUCACAGUGUUGAAAAUCAUCCACUGCCGGAUAAACUAGAAGAGUUUUCAACACCAUCUCCUAUCACCAGUGUUGAGGAUGUUGACUCCACCUGUAGUUGUGAGUCCGAGAUUUCUGAUGACACCAGUAACCAACCUUCACAGGAUGAUUUUGGACAUCAUUGGUCCGCUGCCAACAGUUACACGGGAACCAGGAUCUCCACUGCCUGCAGCUCUACCUUCUCUUGGGGUGACAAUGAAUUUGAGAACACAACCUCCCAACAGGUUCAACAAAUGCUCUGUGAGAUUGAUGAACUUCUGUUUGAAGAUAAAACAUGUUCUCAUGUGCAGAAGCUGGAGAAGGAGUGUCAGGAAUGGAAAUGGAGGUUCCCACAUUUUCGAAUUUUGGGGAAACAAAUAGUCCCUCCUGCUGAUGAAGCAUAUUGUUGGUAUCCUGGUCCAGAAAAUGUUGCUACUCCAUUGCCAACUUUCAGUUCAAGCUCUGAAGGAGAUGUGACUGAACUUUGUGUUCUUGGUAAAAAAGUGACCAUCUCGGAUCUUUCUCAAUGCAAAGAUGGUGACUUUAUGCAGAAGAUUGCCACAUUUCCUGGGGAAGAACAUGAAGAGGCUGAGAAUGGUGUGAUUAUUGCUGAAGGCAUUGUUGAGGAAUACCUCGUAGUUGACCGCCGAGAGCUGGAAGAUGAAAACUAUGAGAAGAAAUUGGCUCCUACUUUGCAGAGUGAAAGCAGACUGGGGCUACCUCUUGUCUCUCCGAGUCACUGCAGGAGAAAUAUAAUCGUGGCAGAGCUCUUUAAUGAGGUGUGGCUGGAAUUCCUGGGUUGUAUGGAGGAGCUGAUCCGGAAGCACUGGGAAGGGCACAUUUCAGAUGAAGAGAAGAGCACUGCCUCAGACGAAAGUGCAGGAAUCGAACAAACAAAUUUGUUCUUGCCCCUUGAACCGCAGUUAUCACAAGUUCGAGUACCAGCUUUGACCUCUUAUUUAACAAAAUCUCAGCGAUUUGAUUCAACUGAGUGGCUUGCUAUGCAACUUCAGAAGACAUUUAAGAGUCAACCACGGUGGUGUGGAUCGGGAGUCACAUACAGGACAGAUGAGGUUCAGCAAGCAUACUCUGGAGCAGUACAGAGCAGGCCAAGUAGUUUGCAGAUCCAAGGGAUUCCCUUUCAUCAGCCAAGCCCUUCAUUAUCUGGGAAGAUUCAAACUCAAAAUACAGCUAUAAGCAGUGGCAACUUCUGGAUGGACUGUACCAUGGAUCAAGAUGAGAGACCUGUUCUGCGACCACGUUCAAGCAUCAUCUCUUCAAACCAUUUUCGAGCAAACCAUCUGUUGGAACCUAGUGUUUCCUCUCUGUCCUACCCAGUUCCUUCUGCACGACGGCGCAAUCCUCCUCGGACACUGCACCCAAUACAUUCCAGUCUAUGUCACUCUGGAACUCCAACUGGAUCCAUUGAUGAAGUGGUGCAGGGUAUACGGCUACAAACAGCAAGUGAUCGCCUCUCUGCCUCAACGCUGCCUCUCAGACACAAUGCCCUACUUCCACCUAUCGGCAGCAUUGAUAUUGAUCAUUCAGCUGGAAAGUUAACUGCGCGACCACAGAAAAUACGAAUGUAUUCAAACCGGGCUCACAGUGCAGUCAUAGAUGAGACAAGCCAUCUGCCUCCAAAAGACAGACUUCUGGGUCAUGAGUACUUUACCAGACCCAAAACCUCACACACCUUCCGGUCAGAUAUUUCUUACCACCGGUCCUUCACCGCUCUGGAAUAUGCUCAUCACGCACACACUGACAGGAGAUUUGCUGGACCAGAUUCCAAUUCCACCGGAGUGACUGAACUGAAUUUGAAUAGUUCCAGCUCCUCUCACCUCGAAAUGUUGCAACAUCACAGCCACAGUGGGUCACUAAUUGAAGCUGAAGAGAAGGUGGAGGAGCAGACGUCACUGGGUCACCAUUUACCGCUCCCCAUCCCACCUCUUAUUCGUGGAGGCAUUGGCUCAAGAAGCAGGACUGCGUUAUAGAAAACAAUAGAAGGGAGCUUCAUGGAGGAAGAGUCUACCCUACCCAUUCUAGUGAGUGAUGUCUGGACCAAAGCAUGUUGUUAUUUGCACAAUUCAGGAACAUGGCCAGCAAGCAGCACACCCUCUCUGUCAAACUGAGUGGUUUUAUUCAGAACAAUGACUGAUGUAAAAUAUGUUAUCAACCAUCUGUUUAGGUUGGAUGCAACAUAAAAGGAAUUUUCAGUCCAUUUACUGUGAGAACCAAGUAGCGAUGAAUUAAUCAAAUUCCUGAUUGCUAGCUCAGCAAAGCCUUUAUCCAUAGAUUGAUAUUUACGAGGAUAGAAAUGCGUCAGUUUAACCUGAUCUGUUUGAUUUAUCUUCUUCCACACAGGCCUCUGCUAGCCAUUAAAAUGAUUUCAAAGGAAGCCUGUGGCAAGUGUUGAAAACUUCCUGCCUCCAGUAUCUAUGACUAAUUUGGUCACAGUUUUGAGAUGCUGGAUUUGCAAUUGGCUGUUGAAAUUACCUUGUACUGAUCUGUAAUGAGGGAGUGAGGGGGUCCCAGGAAUGUAUGGCCUUAAAAUGGGGUUCCUAGAAAGUGUGUGAGCUAGGUCCUAGACACAUGUGGGAUGGAGUACACAUGGGAACCUGUGGGAGGAGGGGGUACCAGGAACACCUGAUAGAAACAAGUCCCAGGAGUAUGUGAGAGGGAGUGGGUUUGGAAUGUGUGGGAGUUGAGGAUACUGGGAAUGUGUGCGGGUUAGUGAUCCCACUUGAAAUUGGCUUUUGGAAAAUGUUGUCCACAUUCUGAUUUGUGAACAUUAAAUUACAGAGAAUGUAAUGAUCUUUUAAUAUGGUCUGGCAGAGGCCUUAGUGGACACAUGACCUCUUGCUUCACAACCUCCAUUAUCUGUCUCCCUGCUCUUGCAAACCCCAUCAAAGGAGGAUAUAUGUCCAGUUACUCUGGCUUGAAAACAUGGGUAGAAUUUUUGUGAGUGAGCCCAAUGUGAACAUAAAAUGUCUAUUGAUGCACCAAGAAUGAAGUGAUAAUGAGGACAAUACAUUUGUCUUUUCACCCUUUUCCUGCCUUUGGGAAUUAAAACUCAGAGUCAUCUGUUCGAACAAGUUUAUAAAGUUUAUAAGAAUAAUAUAAUUGAUUGAUCCACAAACAGAUUAGAAUCACACUUUGUAACUUAUUCCAAGGCUCAUUGUUUCAUACUUGUGCUCUAAGUCGACGUUAAAACUGCUAAAGAAAACAUUGCUGGUCAGCAACACUGACAGAGAUAUAUUGCACAAAUGCUAACUGAUACUCAACUGACAAGCGGUUUAGCAGGGAAGGGUAGAUUCACUUCAAUUAAGUACACUACCCAGUACUGAUCUGAACAGCUUUUUGUCUCUGAUUUAAGCAGACAUUGUCCACAUUAUUCUAGAAUUGAAACUAAAAUGUUUAAUCUGUAUCUAUUAGACUGCUAUUAUGUUAAAAGGGACAUAGGAAUAGGAGAAAGCCAUCUAGUCCCUUGAUCUUGUUCAGCUACUCAGUGAAAUCAGAGCUGCUCUAUGACCUGAGUCCAUAUACCCAACCUUGCCCCUUAUUUGUUAAUAUAUCUGGAUAAUAAAACUAUUAGUCCCAGUUUAAUACGAGCAAUUAAUCCAAUGUUGUUUGGUAUUUACAGAAGAGAAUCCAAAUUUAUUCCCCUCUGUGUGGAAAAGUAUUUCCUAAUUUUACUGCUGAAAUAUCUGGCACUAAUUUUUAGGAUUAUAGAUUCCCCAGCUAGUGGAAGUAGUUUGUCCACUUUUAUCUGUUUUCCUUAAUAUCUGAAUAACUGCUUAAAUCACCCUGAAAGGUCUAAAUUCCUGGCAAUAGAAUUCCACUUUGAAGAUUCUCUCUUCAUAAUUAGCAGUUGCAGUAUCAUUCAGUUACUCUACACUUCCUCCAAAGCCAAGAGUGUCUUUCUGAAAAUCUGUUGGCCAGCACCAUUCAAAAUAUUCCAGAGAUGAUCUAUCCAGGACUGUAUACCUGUCAGUGGAUCUCUCCUUUGUUUAGUAGGUGUAUAAUUUUGCCAAACUGAACCUUGUAAUACAUUCAAAAUAAAAUUAUAUCUCCAGAUGAAUUCCAUUUCCCUUUGACUCCUGCUCAAAUCAUAAUUGCACAGGAUCCAAUCUACUCACUUGCCAAUACUUUACAUUAGAUUUUAGUAGGUUAAUUACUGUCUUUAAGGAUUAUCAGCACUGGGAGCAGGAGUAGACAAUUCAGCCCUUCGAUCCUGCUCCACCAUUCAAAAUGAUCAUGUCUGAUCUCAUCGCAUCUUCAACUCAUCUUUCCUGUCUGCUCUCAAUUAACCGUUUACUCAUUAAAUAUCUGUUUAGUCCAUCCCUGUCCUUGUUCUCUUAUCAUCAGCUGGCUGUGCUUGUGAUUUGAGAGACCAAUCAGCUGUGAACUUUACGUUUUCUGUGACCUUUGCACUACUUUAUACUGUGACAUUUCUCCUCUGCUUUACAUUUUCACCAGUAUUAAAAAUUACUUUGGACUUCCAUUGGUUUCUCAUCAAUGACAGCUAAGUCAGCCUGGGAUGUAGCUACAUCAUUCCCACGCUCUCAGCUGAAAAUACUUAAUGUCUUGAGGCAUUUCGGAUUGAGGUCAAAAUCAGCUCUCUCAAUCCUUCUCUCCUCCAAAUAAUGCUCAAUGUCCAAAGAUGAUCUGUGAAGUCUUUGUUGGAUCCAGUUUCACUCCAUCUUCACCCUUCUCUUCCACAUCCAGUUCGCCAUCCUUCCCCUCCUUUCCACUCCCUGCACAACUCUACCCUCUACUUCCAUUUCUUCCUUCCUUCCAUUUCUAGUUCCUGUGACCAGCCUUCCAUUUCCAAUUCUCUCACUUCACCCACUCCUCAGAUCCUCUAAAUAUCUUCUGCUCUUUAGCUAUGCUUUUCUCUAUUCCCAACCCAUUCACAACCACAUACAAUGAACACUUGCCAUUUCCUUUAUCCAUCAGUUCUGCAGUAUCAGGUGAAUGUGUAUAAUAAUCUUCAUGCCACAGUUUCUGUUCUCUAACUUUCAGAUGUCUUGUCAACCAAUGUUGUUGUGUUCAGAGUGUGGGAGAAUACCUCAGGAUCACAAGACAUUCUGAUCGUCACUGUUUGGUGAUAUCCAUGAGAGGAUCAGAGGAUUGAUUGAUUCAUUUAUUCAUUGUUCAGAGG
Molecule: messenger RNA, 5627 nt
Organism: Chiloscyllium plagiosum (whitespotted bambooshark)
Lineage: Eukaryota; Metazoa; Chordata; Chondrichthyes; Orectolobiformes; Hemiscylliidae
Product: primary cilium assembly protein FAM149B1-like
Biological process (GO): protein localization to cilium; cilium assembly
Source: RefSeq, a predicted model, not a curated record